Messenger RNA from Scophthalmus maximus (turbot), 1175 nucleotides. It is a transcript of the gene rrp15, whose product is annotated as ribosomal RNA processing 15 homolog. The transcript is spliced from 5 exons. Lineage: Eukaryota; Metazoa; Chordata; Actinopteri; Pleuronectiformes; Scophthalmidae. The record is from RefSeq and is a predicted model, not a curated record. Gene Ontology annotation, biological process: maturation of LSU-rRNA; maturation of 5.8S rRNA. The coding region runs from base 110 to 883 and encodes 257 amino acids. Gene Ontology annotation, cellular component: preribosome, large subunit precursor.
GGUUGCCACCCGCCAAAAAAAAAAGGAAAAAGAAGAAGAAGAAAAAAAAAGGAGGGGAACUCUGCUACCUUAGCAGUCGUACUCUACGGAACAAUUUUAAUGUUACUCCAUGAUGGCGGACGUGGCGAUGAGACUCGUGCAGAUGCCAGGGGAUGAUGCCAAGCCUCAGUUUGAGGAUGCCGAUGACCAGAGUGACUCUGAAGUAGGGAGCAAGGACAAAGGAUCAGAGGAUGGAGGGAGUGAUGGGGAGGAGGCAGAGGAUGAAGAAGGAGGAGAGGGUGAGGAUGAAGAUGACAGUAACGCCAAUGCUGGCUGGGCAGAGGCCAUGGCAAAGAUCCUGGGGAAGAAAACUGCUGAGAGCAAAAGCAGCAUCUUGACCAAGAACAAAGAGCUGGACAAGAGGAAGGACAUGGAGAGGCAAGAGCAGCUGGAGAGGAAGAAACAGAUUGACAAGAGGCAAGCAUGGGAGAUGAUGUGCAGGGAGAAACCUGACAUAGUGAUGGACCGAGAGACUGAAAGAGCUCUACAGAGGAUUGCUACCAGAGGGGUGGUGCAGCUGUUCAAUGCUGUAAAGAAACACCAGAAGAAUGUGGAUGACAAGGUGAAGGAAGUAGGUGGCUCAGAGAGGAAGAAAGCCAAGAUUCUUUGUUCUGUUUCGAAGAAAGAUUUCAUCGAUGUGCUGAGGGGGACCGAGGUUGGAAGUGGAGGCACUGGCAAGACUGAAAAAAACGCUGCUGCAGCACAGGACGAGAAACCUGCCUGGAGCGUCCUCAGAGAUGAUUUCAUGAUGGGAGCGUCCAUGAAAGACUGGGACAAAGACAGUGAUAAAGAUGACACCGAUCCACACUCAGCAGGGGGGCUAGAGGAAAGUGAUUCAGACUGACACCAUCCAUACAGACUGCAGGGACUAUGUUGACAUGCCUUCAGGAACAUUCUGGGGGAAAGGAACCCAGAGAAGAGACGGACUGUGCUCUGAAAAGAAGUAAUGUGGAAACCGGACAUACAUAAAGGAGGACACUGGAUGAAGUUGGAGAAUCUUCUCUGUGUGAAGCUCCUGCCCUCCAUCUGUCAGCAUCAGUUUGUUCGGAUUUAGUCUACAAACUGGAAACUUUGUAAAUGUGAAGGUUUUGUACAGUGCUGGUUGAAUAAACAGCCAUGUCAUGUUUCACCUACAA